AUGGCGACUAAGAACCUGUACUGGCGACGUGCGGUGGCUGGAUCCAACGCAAAAGCAUGCUGGAUCUGCUACAAGCCCAGCACCUGUGUGUUGACCACCCCGGAAGGAGACGAUUACUUCUACGUUUGUCCAGGGCACCUGACCGAUGCCAAAUUCGCCAUAGCCAAAGAUGCGGAAGAUCUCGCAAAGAAGCAGCGCGAUGAGGAAAUCGAGAAGGAAAUCGAGGCAGUGAAGAAAGAGUUCGAGGAGAAGAUGCGCAAGAAGCUCGAUCGAAGGCGUCAGAAGGAGUAUGAGAAAGACGGGGAGAAGCCAAAAGAGGACAAGAAGGAGGAAGAGAACGAUGAUGCCAAGGAUAAGAAGGAGAAGGAGGAGAAGCUCAAGGAGUUGGAGAAGAAGAAGGAACCUGAGAAGACGAAGAUUGAAGGGCCGCGGAUCUUUGAGCUCCAGAAGCACUUCUUUCAAAUGCGCUUGCAGAAGAAGCGUGAUCAGGAGCAGGCGAAACGGAAUCGCGAACGAUUGCGGAACCCGACUUCGUUCCCAAGUGCACCAUCUGGAGAUUUGUCGUGA
Messenger RNA from Lecanosticta acicola, 567 nucleotides. The record is from the annotation of a GenBank genome assembly. NCBI's taxonomy places the organism in Eukaryota, Fungi, Ascomycota, Dothideomycetes, Mycosphaerellales, Mycosphaerellaceae.